GAUAUGUUUCAAAAAUAUCGCUUUGGAGAAGCAAACAUCAAAGAAGGAUGGCCCAGCCCUGGGAAGACUUCCUGGAUGCAGCAAACGUUUCCAGGUCCUACCCUUUAUCCCAGCCUCCUGUUGAGUCAUUUCCUCACACUGAAAAUGUCUGUUUUGGAGGAGAAUCCAGGUAUGAAAAUGGACUGUGAAGACUGGGAAAGAGAGGAACCUCAGUGCUCCUCAGAAGACCCAGACAGAGAUGCCUUGGAGCCCGGCCCCAGCCUCACCUCCGUGAGUUCUGCCCAUGCAGGUCCAAGAGUGAAGCCCAAAGGCCCGGAGAAAUUCAUCAUCCAUGACGGGGAUCAAAAAGUUUUGGUCCUGGACUCCAAGAUCCUCAGAGCAGUUCCAGAUAGGACUUACAUAGUCCCAGAAAUCUUCUUUGUAUUAGCCUCCUGUGUGAAGCCAGCUCAUGAGAACCAAGGAAGCCCCAUUCUUCUAGCCGUCUCUAAAGGCGAGCUGUGUCUCUGCUGUGACAAAAACAAAGGACACAACAAGCCAUCCCUGCAGCUGAAGAAGAAGAAACUUUCCACACUGGCUGCCCAGGAGAAAGGGAAAUGUCUGCCCUUCAUCUUUUAUCGGAAUAAAGUCGGCUCUCGGAAUACCUUAGAGUCGGCUGCCCACCCUGGAUGGUUUAUCUGCACCUUCCCCUAUCCUGGGAAACCAGUUGGAAUGACAAAAUGUCACGGAAAAAGGAAACACACAGAGUUUUCAUUUCGGCAAAUCUACGAAGCUGAAACGAGCCCCAGUGAAGUCAGUGAAUAAGAAACAGCCCCAUCAGAUGCCUUCCUGCCCUUUCUUCUCUAACUGUGUACCAAUGGCAGAAGAACAUGGGAGCUACUCAUUAACCUCCUUUCGUUUCUUAAUAGUGUUAUGGCCAUGCGUUCUGGGAAACAAACUCACUCAGAAGGACAAUGCAGAUAGUGGAGUGCAGUUUAUUACACCAGGGGGCCCAAGGCAGAGUCUCCUCUUAGCCAAGGACCCUGACCAGUUUGGGGGAAAACCUUAUAUACCCUAAGUGUACAUGCACAAACCCACCCCCCCCCCCCCAAAAUCCCUGACAGUCAAAGUUAAUCCAGUGAUUCAUAUGCCUUAAGCCUAGGUAGUUAACAGUGGACAAUUAUCAAUAGGCCUAUCAGUUGUGGUCAUACCCCAAUAAGCAUAAUAGAAUCCAUUAUUCUAUUCGGUUACACAGAUAAUUAGGGUAUUAUUUUAGUGACAGAGAGCCCUGGGGGCCUGGUUUUCCAGUUGGUAUGUCAUUUCCAUAACUACUGGGCAUAUAGCCCAGUCUGGCCCAAGAUAGAACCUGUUCUGUUUCCUCCUUCAUUCCCGCCUCAUGAUGCUCUUAACUCAUAGUAUGAGCAUCAUUCAUAGGGAUAUAUUGCACCCUGGCUCUCCGACCACCGGUUUGGGAGAACGACACCAAUCUUUGGGUUACAAAGUUCAUAAUACAUUGUAAAAUGCAGGGUCCACGAAGCAGAAUCAUCAAGGCAACUAUAACAAUGUUCCACAAAUGACCCUUCACCCAAGAUAGUGCCAAGAGGCAGCAUUAACCUGUGAGCAUGCAGUGCAGUUCUGAGAUUCUGUCCUGCACAGGGAAGAGAGGUGGGGAAUCAAGAAAUAUUUUCAAGUCAGCUCUUCCAGUUUAUCAUGGCCUAGAUGCUUGGUGUGUUUGGCUUACCAGAGUGGGUGCCAGCUCCUUGGGUACCAAUAAUUUGCCACUUGGCAAUUCCCACCGUCCCUUUUCAGUCUUCAUGGCCCCUUCCACUUGGGCUAGUUGAUUUUGAGCUUCAGUGUAUUUUGGAGGCUCCAGUGUUAGCUCAGGCAGCUCCGCCAAUACAAGAGCUUUUGUAGGGGUUUCACUUGUCACCCUCAAGCCCUCGGCUGCUUGUUUAGCGGUUUUAUCUGUCAGUCUGUUUCCCCAAGCCUAGGGGAUAUCAUUUUUUUGAUGUCCUCAGCAGUGUAUUACUGCAACCCUUUUUGGUUCCCAGACAGCAUCUGAUAGGGUCAGAAUUUCUUUUUUAUUUUUAAUGUCCUUUCUGUUGGCUGUCAGAAGACCUCUCUCUUUAUAUAAAGCCCCAUGUACAUGUAAAGUAGCAAAAACAUACCUGGAGUCUAUGUAA
Capra hircus (goat) is the source of this 2159-nucleotide messenger RNA. It is a transcript of the gene IL37, whose product is annotated as interleukin 37. Bases 4 to 801 code for a protein of 265 amino acids. The record is from RefSeq and is a predicted model, not a curated record. NCBI's taxonomy places the organism in Eukaryota, Metazoa, Chordata, Mammalia, Artiodactyla, Bovidae. Gene Ontology annotation, biological process: positive regulation of gene expression; cytokine-mediated signaling pathway; inflammatory response to antigenic stimulus. Gene Ontology annotation, cellular component: nucleoplasm. Gene Ontology annotation, molecular function: cytokine activity; interleukin-1 receptor binding. The transcript has 6 exons.